AUGAAUAAGCUAAAGUUGAACAGUGACAAGACAGAGAUACUGGUGUUUUCUGCUCGCCAUCGUCCAAGUCCAUCUUUGUCUUAUAUAAAUGUUUGUGAUGAUGUCAUUGGCCUCUCUACCAAGGCGAGAAAUGUUGGGAUUAUAAUGGACUCAAAUGUUACUAUGGAAUCACAAGUAUUAACCAUUUGCAAAUCUGGAUUUUAUUAUUUAAGGAAAAUCAGUAAAGUACCAAAAUAUCUCAGCCUUAAAUCUGCAGAGAUUUUAGUACAUGCUCUGGUUACAUCCCGACGUCUUAAUUUUGGAAAUGCAUUGUUACACGGACUAUCGAACACUGCUCUUGAGCGAAUCGAGAAAGUUCAGAAUGCAGCAGCACGAAUUGUCACAUUAACGAGAAAAAGAGAUCACAUAACACCAGUGCUAUUCAAUCUACAUUGGCAGCUGAUCAAGGAAAGGAUUCAAUAUAAGAUACUAUUGAUCACUUUUAAGGCUUUAUCUGGACAAGCACCAGGAUAG
Messenger RNA from Paramuricea clavata, 513 nucleotides. The record is from the annotation of a GenBank genome assembly. Lineage: Eukaryota; Metazoa; Cnidaria; Anthozoa; Malacalcyonacea; Plexauridae.